Lipotes vexillifer (Yangtze River dolphin) is the source of this 4001-nucleotide messenger RNA. It is a transcript of the gene ITGA7, whose product is annotated as integrin subunit alpha 7. The coding region runs from base 106 to 3519 and encodes 1137 amino acids. Gene Ontology annotation, molecular function: integrin binding. The record is from RefSeq and is a predicted model, not a curated record. The transcript has 26 exons. Gene Ontology annotation, cellular component: integrin complex; external side of plasma membrane. Gene Ontology annotation, biological process: cell-cell adhesion; leukocyte migration; integrin-mediated signaling pathway. NCBI's taxonomy places the organism in Eukaryota, Metazoa, Chordata, Mammalia, Artiodactyla, Lipotidae.
GACCAGCGAGACUUCAUUGAUCAGAGACCCGCCUCGGGAGACCUGGGACUCGGGGCGCGAACGGAUUUCCUUGCGCCCUCCCGGAGCGCGCGCGGGGGUCGCCCCAUGGCAGGGACUCCGGGCCGCGAUCCAUGGGGGGCCCCUGGCAUUUGUUACCUUCUUGGCUCCCUGCUUGCCGGACUGCUCUUCCCAGGGGCUGUCGCCUUCAAUCUGGACGUGAUGGGCGCCCUGCGCAAGGAGGGCGAGCCAGGGAGCCUCUUUGGCUUCUCUGUGGCUCUGCAUCGGCAGUUGCAGCCCGGACCCCAAAGCUGGCUGCUGGUGGGCGCUCCCCAGGCUCUGGCCCUGCCUGGGCAGCAGGCGAAUCGCACUGGAGGCCUCUUCGCUUGCCCCCUGAGCCUGGAAGAGACUGACUGCUACAGAGUGGACAUCGACCGGGGAGCUGACGUGCAGAAGGAGAGUAAGGAGAACCAGUGGUUGGGAGUCAGUGUUCGGAGCCAGGGACCUGGGGGCAAGAUUGUUACCUGUGCGCACCGAUACGAGGCGCGGCAGCGUGUGGACCAGAUCCUGGAGACAAGGGACGUGAUUGGUCGCUGCUUUGUGCUAAGCCAGGACCUGGCCAUCCGUGAUGAGCUGGAUGGCGGGGAGUGGAAGUUCUGUGAGGGACGCCCCCAGGGCCAUGAACAAUUUGGGUUCUGCCAGCAGGGCACGGCCGCUGCCUUCUCCCCCGACAGCCACUACCUCCUCUUUGGGGCCCCAGGAACCUAUAACUGGAAGGGGUUGCUCUUUGUGACCAACAUUGAUAGCUCAGACCCUGACCAGCUGGUGUAUAAAACUUUGGACCCUGCUGACCGGCUCCCAGGACCAGCCGGAGACUUGGCCCUGAAUAGCUACUUAGGUUUCUCCAUCGACUCGGGGAAGAGUCUGGUGCGAGCGGAGGAGCUGAGCUUUGUGGCAGGGGCCCCCCGUGCCAACCACAAGGGUGCUGUGGUCAUUCUGCGCAAAGACAGCGCCAGUCGCCUGGUGCCUGAAGUUAUGCUGUCCGGGGAGCGCCUGACCUCUGGCUUUGGCUACUCGCUGGCGGUGGCUGAUCUUAACAAUGACGGCUGGACAGAUCUGGUAGUGGGUGCCCCCUACUUCUUUGAGCGCCAAGAAGAACUGGGGGGUGCCGUGUAUGUGUACAUGAACCAGGGGGGUCACUGGGCUGGGGUCUCCCCUCUCCGGCUCUGCGGCUCUCCUGACUCCAUGUUUGGGAUCAGUCUGGCUGUCCUGGGGGACCUCAACCAAGAUGGCUUCCCAGACCUUGCUGUAGGGGCUCCCUUUGACGGGGAUGGGAAAGUCUUUAUCUACCAUGGGAGCAGCCUGGGGCUUGUCGUCAAACCUUCCCAGGUGCUGGAGGGUGAGGCUGUGGGCAUAAAGAGCUUUGGCUACUCUCUGUCGGGUGGCCUGGAUGUGGAUGGGAACCGCUACCCGGACCUGCUGGUGGGCUCCCUGGCCGACACUGCCGUGCUCUUCAGGGCCAGGCCUGUCCUCCAUGUCUCCCACGAGGUCUCUAUUCUUCCAAGAAGCAUCGACCUAGAACAGCCCAACUGCGCCAGUGGCCACUCGGUCUGCAUGGACCUCAGGGUCUGUUUCAGCUACAUUGCAUCGCCCAGCAGCUACAGCCCCGUUGUGGCCCUGGAUUACACGUUAGAUGGGGACACGGACCGGAGGCUCCGGGGCCAGGUGCCCCGUGUGACCUUCCUGAGCCGUGGCCCGGAUGACCCCAAGCACCAGGCCUCAGGCACCGUGUGGCUGAAACACCAGCAUGACCGAGUCUGUGGAGACACUAUGCUUCAGCUUCAGGAGAAUGUCAAAGACAAGCUUCGGGCCAUCGUGGUGACUCUGUCCUAUAGUCUCCAGACCCCUCGGCUCUGGAGACAGGCUCCUGGCCAGGGGCUGCCCCCCGUGGCCCCCAUCCUCAAUGCCCACCAGCCCAGCACCCAGCGGACAGAGAUCCACUUUCUGAAGCAAGGCUGUGGUGAAGACAAGGUGUGUCAGAGCAAUCUGCAGCUGGUCCACGCCCGGUUCUGCGCCCGUGUCAGCGACACGGAGUUUCAACCUCUGCCCAUGGAUGCGGAUGGGACGACAGCCCUGUUUGCACUGAGUGGGCAGCCAGUCAUCGGCCUGGAGCUGAAGGUCACCAAUCUGCCUUCGGACCCAGCCCAGCCCCAGGCUGAUGGGGAUGACGCCCAUGAAGCCCAGCUCCUGGUCACCCUCCCUGCCUCUCUGCACUAUUCAGGAGUCCGGGCCCUGGACCCUGCGGAGAAGCCGCUGUGCCUGUCCAAUGAGAACGCCUCCCACGUUGAGUGUGAGCUGGGGAACCCCAUGAAGAGAGGUGCCCAGGUCACCUUCUACCUCAUCCUUAGCACCUCAGGGAUCACCAUUGGGACCACAGAGCUGGAGGUGGAGCUGCUGUUGGCCACGAUCAGCGAGCAGGAGCUGCAGCCGGUCUCUGCCCGAGCCCAUGUCUUCAUCGAGCUGCCACUGUCCAUCACGGGGGUGGCCGUCCCCCAGCAGCUCUUCUUCUCCGGCGCGGUGCGGGGCGAGAGCGCCAUGCAGUCCGAGCGGGACGUGGGCAGCAAGGUCAAGUAUGAGGUUACGGUCUCCAACCAAGGCCAGUCACUCAAUACCCUGGGCUCAGCCUUCCUCAACAUCAUGUGGCCCCACGAGAUUGCCAACGGGAAGUGGCUGCUGUACCCCAUGCGGGUGGAGCUGGAGGGCGGGCAGGGGCCUGGGCAGAGGGGACUCUGUUCCCCCAGGCCCAACAUCCUCCACCUGGAUGUGGACAGCAGAGACAGGAGGCGGCGGGAGCUGGGGCAGCCGGAGCCGCAGGAGCCUCAUGAGCAGCUGGAGCCCAGCACAUCCUGGUGGCCAGUGUCCUCUGCUGAGAAGAAGAAAAACGUCACCCUGGACUGCACCCGGGGCACGGCCAGCUGCGUGGUGUUCAGCUGCCCUCUCUACAGCUUUGACCGUGCAGCUGUGCUGCAUGUCUGGGGCCGCCUCUGGAACAGCACCUUCCUGGAGGAGUACUCGGCUGUGAAGUCCCUGGAAGUGAUUGUCCAAGCCAACAUCACCGUGAAGUCCUCCAUCAAGAACUUGCUGCUCAGAGAUGCCUCCACAGUGAUCCCAGUGAUGGUAUACCUGGACCCCGUGGCUGUGGUGGCAGAAGGAGUCCCCUGGUGGGCCAUCCUUCUGGCUGUACUGGCCGGGCUGCUGGUGCUGGCGCUGCUCGUGCUGCUCAUGUGGAAGAUGGGAUUCUUCAAGCGAGCGCGGUACCCCGAAGCCACUGUGCCCCAGUACCACGCGGUGAAGAUCCCACGGGAAGACCGGCAACAGUUCAAGGAAGAGAAGACGGGCACCAUCCUGAGGAGCAACUGGGGUGGCCCCCGGGGGGGGGGCCCCGAUGCACACCCCAUCCUGGCUGCGGAUGGGCACCCAGAGCUGGGCUCCGAUGGGCACCCUGUGCCAGGCACUGCCUAGCCUCCUUCUUCCCAGCCUGGCCCAUGGGUCCCCUGCACCCCUUCCCCAGAGAUGGCUCCUAGGGAUGAAGGGGGCAGGCUGGGUUGCUGGUGUCCCAUCAGGAUGUGGCAGGAUCUGUUUCCUCAGGGGCACAGACCUCUCUCCCCGUGAGGACCACCCCCACCCACCCCCAAACCUCCCCUUAGGAUGCUGUGAGAUGAGAGGGGGUAAAUCAGGGAUGGGUCAUGGGGGAGGGUGAGGAGGGCAGUGGUGUCCUGAUGCAAAAGUGGGGAGAAGGGACCCUAAUCCCUCCCUCUCCCAUUCACCCUGUAUAAUGAGACCCCCAAAGACCUAUCUCCCUGAAAGUGCCUUAAGCCCAGAGGGUGGGGAGGAGGUUAUGUCGCUGACUCAGGGGCUCUUCCCUCCCUAGCUUCCCCUCUCCUCUGACCUUAGUUUGCUGCAUCCAUCAGUGGAUUUUGUCUAUUUAUUAAAAACAAUGUGAG